CUGAGAAUGAGUAUUUUAUUUAAUUACGGAAAAUUGUGUCAAUCCCGUCCUCGAUUUGUGUUUCCAUAGAUUGUUUACAUUUCCUGUUUACAAAAAGCUAGUACCAUUUUUUCCCCCAGUUUUAUUUCAUCAACAGUACAAUAAGUAAUAACAAAGCUAUAGGUGUAGUAAAAAGGAAGAUAGAAUGAUUCAUUGAAUGAAUGGAGAAUGGGUUGUUCUCCUUCUCGUACAUCAGAAUCAGACGGAAGAAAAAUUCACAUUAAUGGAUAUGCAUGAUUCCAGUGAAGAUUGUUUCCCUUGGAUUGAUGUUUUAUAGAACCAACAAGUAUCACCUAUAUUAAUGACAAUGAUGAACACAGGAAGACAGGAAGUAUAAAGUCCCUCAGUCUUAAACCAGAGUCACGUAAAAAUGGCGUCCAAUCUACCGUCAAAGAUUCAGUGUGAUGUCAUGAUCAGUUUUAAUUCAAAAGAUUUGAAAUUCACACAGAAAAUUACAGAAAAGAUAGAAGAGCAGGGUUGGACAGUAUGGUACACCAGACCAGAGAUGGAUCCUGUAGAAGCUCUUAGUAAGAAAGGGGAGGCAAUCCUUAGUUGUAAGAUGUUUGUUAUGAUUAUAAGCAAGGAUUCCUGCAAAGACUCACAGUUUGCCGAUGAGCUUGCUUUGGCCUACAUCUCUAAUUCUACGAUAUAUCCUGUCAGUCUAGAGAAGUUCAGAGAUAUCAGCCCUUUAUUAGAAGGAGGAAUGAAGCUUAUGCUCGCCAGGAUAAAUUGGACAUUUUUCUUCAAGCCUGAAAUAUAUGAAAGCAGCUUACAGAGUCUGCUGGCAUCAAUGACAGUAAAUAUGUCAAAUCUGCAGCCUCAACUGGACCCAACUCAAGUUUCUGAAUCAGGGGAUAUUAAUUUUCAUGGAAUGAACGUCAGUAUAAAUUUCGAUACAAAUGACGAGAAUAAUUACCAUGAGGAUGAUAUUGGUGGAGAAGAUGAUGAGGGCAUGACAGAACAUCGUAGACCAAUCAGACCUCUCCAAACCAGACAGACAGGACUGAAAUACGAUUUCUGGGACAGGAAUUUUGAUAAUAAAAGUGAAGUCCCAUGGGUGGAAUUCAAAAAGAAAUUUGAAACGGACUACCAUGACAAAAUUGUCAAACAAUACUCGGAAGAUAGAUUUAAGUUUUUCGUUAAUUUGAUUUACAAAGAUAUCUUUGAUUUGCAAAAAACUGUGAAAAAGAGUCAAUUUGAAGCUUUCUGUGAAGGAAAUCCAGAUGCGGAUAUGCAUAGAUUUUACAAUCGUCUCCAGGCCUACGCUACAGGAUAUCAUGCCAUGGUGGAGGUGUUUAAUAUGUCAAGUUCUCUACGACUCACAACUAUACAAAAUCUGGGAAAUUUCUCCUUUCCUGCUGUUGUCCAAGGUUUAUCUAAGAUGUUAAAAGAUGCUGAUCCAAACAUCAGGGCUGUGGCAACCAUUGCUUUGGCUAAAUCAGCAAAGAACAAAAAAGCUACAGUUGACCGUAUAAUGGGAAUGUUAGACGACGAGGACAGACUCGUGAGGGAGAGCGCAUGCCUUGCUUUGGGAUUCCUCAAACCCGGCACUAAAGCAGAGGAAGUAGUGGCUGAAAAAUGGAGGAAUGACCCUAUAAAGCAUGUGAGAGAAGCAGCAGAAGUUGCUUUGAAGAGAAUGGGCGGAGACCAUGCUGCCAAAUGUAUGCAGGUAACAAAGGUGUUGGCAUCAGAAAUGGAGUUCCUGAAACAUCCAGAAUCAUAGCAACAAGGUCCCCAUGGUGAUGAAACAUAGCAAACAAUUUAUAUUUGUUGAAUUUUUUAAAGCCGAUUUAUUAGGACAUAAUAUUAUAUUUGUACAUAAUAGAGUAAAUUGAUUUGGUUGGAGAUUGGUUGGCCAGGAUAUCAGCUUUUUUUGUGCUGAAGUGGUGUAAAGCAAUCAUCAAUCAAUCAGUUUGGUUGAAAAUAUAUUGAGAUUUAUAGUAUAACUAAUCGCCGUAUUUGAAUAUAAAAAAUAAGACAAGGCGUGACCGAACGACACAUGGAUUAAACGAGUGUGCAGCACGAGUUUAAUCCAUAGUAGCGUUCAGUCACAAACUGUCUUAUUUUUUAUAUUAAAAUACGGAGAUUAGUUAUACUUUUUAUUAGCUCACCUGGCAUAGCCAUGUGAGAUUAUGCCAUCACUUGGCGUCCGUCGUCGUCGGUUGUCGUCGUCUGUCGUCGUAAACUAUUUCAAGAAUCUUCUCCUCUGAAACUACUAGGCCAAAUACUUCCAAACUUUAACUGAACGUUCCUUAGAGUAUCUAGUUUAUAAAUUGUAUCCGAAGUUUUGAUCUAUCAACAAACAUGGUCGCCAUUGCUAAAAAUAGAACAUAGGGGUCAAAUGCAGUUUUUGGCUUAUAUCUCAAAAACGAAAGCAUUUAGAGCAAAUCUGGGGUAAAAAUGUUCAUUAGGUCCAGAUCUAUCAGCCCUGAAAUUUUCAGAUGAAUCAAACAACCCAUUGUUGGGUUGCUGCCACUUAAUUGGUUAUUUUUGGAAAUUUUGCAGUUUUUGGUCAUUAUCUUGAAUAUUAUUAUAGAUAAAGAUAAACUGUAAACAGCAAAAAUGAUCAGCAAAGUAAGAUCUACAAAUAAGUUAAUAUAUAAUUGUUCAUCAUGUUGAUUUACUUUAAAAAAUCUUCUCCUUUGAAACUGCUGUAUCAAUUUCAGCCAAACUUAGGCUAAAUGAGUUUCAGAGUAUCUAGUAUAAAUUUUAUAUUUUAUUUCCUUGUAUGUCAAGAAACAUAGCUCCUAGGGCUAAAAUAGAACAUAGGAGAAAAUGAUUUUUUUUUUUUGCUUUUGAAGAAAAUAGGACAAUUCAAAGAACAUUUAAAUAAAUUGAAAAGCCAAAAUAAUCAUUGGUGAGAGAUUUAACCCAAAAAAUUAAGGUGAGCGAUUCAGGCUCUUGAGAGCCUCUUGUUACAUUGGCUAAUGGCUUUUUUUUUAUGAAAUUAAUGUAGAAAAUGUAAGGAACUAUAUAUUUUUCCUACGCAUUCACAAUUUGUUUUGAUCUGGCGUUAUCAACGUCUUGACAACGCCUAUUGUUGUAUGACGUCAGAGAGUGAAAUUAUCGGUUUUUAUUUAACUGGGAAAUCAAUGUAAUUUAUUGCAACCAAUGUUAUAAUAAGAAUUAUUAUCUUUUUUAUUGUAAGAAUUUGUCAAAUUUUGCUGCAAUGUAAAAUCUAUAUUCCUAGUGCAGUAAAUAUGAUAAAUUUAGUUUAACAAAAUGAAGUGGAACUCUUAUUUCCCUUGUAAGUGAAAUGAUAUUAUAAUGACCUAUCUUUCUUCAACUUUCUUUGGUACAAGCCUUAAACACUUUCUACUCUUGUAUUUUAAGAAAAUCAAAAACAAAAAGUAAAAAUUGCUUUUACUUGACAGGAAAAUAAAGGUAUAAAAAGGGCAUCCAACCAACAUCAUGAAAAACAAAACAAAAAGACAUCUUCAGAAUCUUAAUCUUUAAAAUCAUUUAGGGUGGUACCCAACACUUGAACUAAAAUUAGUUUGGUUCGUUUAAUUUUCUUAAAAUUUUGACAAAGUAUUUACUUUGACCCUUUGAUAAAAAUAUAAACAUUUCAAAAAAUUUGAACCAAUGGUUUAAUCAGAAAAAAUACACUGGUUAUAUAGCAGUUUGACUAAAACUUAUUUUGAUCAUUGAGAAGCUUAAUAAUCCCUUAACAACACAUUAAAACGUUUUUUCUGAUUUUACAGAGUUAUAUCCCUGCAGUGUUAGGUACCACCUUGAUCUACUCUGAUAGAACUUUUUUAACAGUUUAGUAAGGAUAAAAAAUCAUUAAAUGAAUUAUCUUACAUUUUUUAUUCAUUUUUAUGCUCCAUUCAUGGGCACUAUAAGUCUUUCAGUCUGUGCAUCUGUUAGUUUGUCCAUUUGUCUGUCUGUCCUGCUUCAGGUUAAAGUUUUGGGUCAAGGUAGUUUUUGAUGAAGCUGAAGUCCAAUCAACUUGAAACUUUGUACACAUGUUCCCUAUGAUACAGUUUUCUAAUUUCAAUGCCAAAUUGAACUUUUUAUUCCAAUUUCUGGUCCUCUGAACAUAGAAAAUCAUUGUGCAUGUGAGGCAUCUGUGCACUGUCUAUAGACACAUUCUUUUUAUAUCUUUUAAAUUAGUAUACUUGUUAGUGUAUUUUUUUGUAGUCAAAACAUUUAUCAGGUUAAAAUACAUUUCUGUCCUAAAUAUUACUUUUUGAGAAGUUUCAACUUUUGCUUUUUUUUUAUAUAAUAUUAAAGGCAAGAUGUAUUGUAGGAGCAAAAAAAGAACAAAAUCAGUAAAAAAAAAAUGUAAUGAUUUACAAAAAAAAUGUUAAAUCAUGCUUCUUUUUUUGAAAAUAUGAUAAUAAAAAGUUAAAGUGCUUAUUUUAAAGCUACAGGUAGUACAAAAAUAUGUGUAUAGAAAAUAAGGUGAAAAGACAUAGUAUUGCAAUGUAUUAAAAAAAACGCACAAAAUUUGUUUGAUAAAAAAAUUUAACAUCUGCUUUUAAAAGCAUGUUUGUUGGCUAUUUUACAUUAAUUAUUUAUUGAGAUUUUUUGUGUAGACAAUUAUAUUUUUAUGUUGUAGCAUUUUUUUCUUGUUAUGAAAUUAUAUAUAUAUUAACUUUGAAAUAUUAUAUAUUUUGUAAAUAGAUACAUGUGAACUAUAGUAUUUUGAUGCUGAUUUCCAUUAUUUUAUUUAAAGUUUUAUACUUUAAAUGACAUAUAUACCUACCAUUUUGGAGGGAAAAUUUGAAAACUGUUUUUACAAAAAAAUCAUAUAUCCACUCUCAACAGUUAGAGUUUUCUAAUAUUUAAAUCACCAUAAUUUUGAUACCCUUGCUGUCGGUAUGACCAUCUAUCUGUCCGAUGAAUAUUUUUCGUCUCAUCUUUCUCAGGAACUACAUCAUAUAUAUAUAAGGAUUUCUGAAAUUUUGUUUCAGUCUUUAUAUAAUUCAGUUAUACUGCGUGAUGCAUUUUCAUAUUCAUCACUCAACAAUUUCCUGUUCACCAAACAGUAGCUCACAGUUUCAUUUGUUCAACAAAAAUUUCAAAAAUUACUUAGAAUUGUUCUCUCGCCACUUAGAAACAAACUUUGCUCAUUGUAUUAUAUAUUUAUAUUGUAUUGUUGUCAAAAGAAGUUGUCUGUGAUAAUAUUAAAUAUUUAUUUAUUUUCUUUGAGAAUAAAAAACUUGUCUAAUAAAUU
Molecule: messenger RNA, 5221 nt
Organism: Mytilus trossulus (common blue mussel)
Lineage: Eukaryota; Metazoa; Mollusca; Bivalvia; Mytilida; Mytilidae
Exons: 10
Coding region: 410-1762 (450 amino acids)
Biological process (GO): peptidyl-hypusine biosynthetic process; signal transduction
Molecular function (GO): deoxyhypusine monooxygenase activity
Source: RefSeq, a predicted model, not a curated record